AUGAACAGAAAUUUUAUACUGGAGUAAAUCCCUAAACCAGAAAAACUAUUUAAGAUAGUAGAAUCUUUAACUUAAUGGAUUUAUAGAGUAUUAAAGAUAUUUAUAAAUUAGAUAUGUGAAUCAAAUAACUUAAGGUUGAAGACUACAGAGCUAGCAGCAUAAUUAAUAUAAAUAUGUUUUGCUGAAAAGUUUUGUAAUUUAUAAAACAUUUUACUUAUUGCCAUUACUUCAUUAUUCAUUUCUGUUAAGGUUUUUAUAGAUAUAAACUUUAGUAUAACGAGAGUCAAAGCUUUAUUUAGUUUGAUUUACAGGAUUGCAUUCAUUUGGGAAGUGGAACUUACUUGGAGAAAGACUUUCUUGAAAUGGAAUUGUAAAUUUUGAAUCUGGUUAACUUUGAUGUAAAUCUCAUUACUAUAUCUGAUUUUCUCUAAGAAGAAUAAACAAAAUAUAUUGAUUUAGUAUUAUUUGUAACAUUGGACUCAGGAUUUUGGUCUUUCUCAAAAUUCGAUUUAUAUGAGGCCAUCUUAUUUUUUAAUCAUAAUCAUAAGAAAUCCUAAAAUGAGACAACAAAUAAGGUAUGUUAUUCUAAUUAUUUCUAGAUAAUCAAUUUAAUUUAAGCAAAAGUAAAUUUGUUAACAGCAAUUGAGAAUGAAUAAAAAAAUAACUUUGAAUAUAAAACCAAAAGAAUUCAAAAAUAGAGAUUUAAAUAAAAAAGAUUUCAUAAACCCUAAUUUAGAAAGUCUUAACUUAAAAGAAAUAAAUGUUUAAAUGCAAUUUUUAUAUGA
Messenger RNA from Paramecium sonneborni, 785 nucleotides. Lineage: Eukaryota; Ciliophora; Oligohymenophorea; Peniculida; Parameciidae. The record is from the annotation of a GenBank genome assembly.